GAUAGUUCAGUCGCGUUAGAAUUUCAACAGUGAAUGCGAGAUAAGAAAGUUGUUAUGUGAGAGUUGAAGUAAAUAUAAUAUAGUGAAAAAAUAUGGCUUCUAAAUUAAUUCUAAAAAAGAUUCAAUUUUCUAUUCUUUCUCGUCAUAUAAAGAAGUUGAGUACAAUAUCAACAGAACCACAAUUUUUAGGAAUACAAAGUAAAUUUACAAAUGUUUUAAAAUUCACAAAUGCCCAAAGUUAUGAGCCAAUUCCAAUUUAUAGAAUUUUACAACCACCUGGACAAAAUGAGGAUAAAAAUUAUUUGUUGGAUAAUGAAACUUUGAGGAAAAUGUAUGUUAAUAUGAUAACAAUUGGAAUAAUGGAUAAAAUUCUUUACGAAUCACAACGUCAGGGUAGAAUUUCAUUUUAUAUGACAAAUUCCGGUGAAGAAGCUGUACAAACUGGAUCGGCUGCUGCCUUAACUUUACAAGAUGUUGUUUACGCACAAUAUAGAGAAGCUGGUGUCUUGCUUUAUAGAGGUUUUGAAAUUUCCGAAUUUAUAAAUCAAUGUUAUGGAAAUUAUUUGGAUAAAGGAAAAGGAAAACAAAUGCCAGUUCAUUAUGGUUCGAAAGAAUUGAAUUUUGUCACAAUUUCUUCACCAUUGACAACACAACUUCCACAGGCCGUUGGAGCCGCUUACGCUUUAAAAAGAUCGAAAGAAAAAGCUUGUGUAAUUUGUUAUUUCGGCGAUGGUGCUGCGAGUGAGGGAGAUGCUCAUGCGGCAUUAAAUUUCGCUGCAACUCUCGAUUGUCCUAUUAUUUUUUUCUGUCGUAAUAAUGGAUAUGCAAUUUCUACGCCAACUUCGGAACAAUAUAAAGGUGACGGUAUUGCAGCAAGAGGUCCGUCCUAUGGGAUUAAUACUCUUCGAGUUGAUGGAAAUGAUGUUUUAGCUGUUCAUCGUGCAACAAAAUAUGCCCGAGAUUUUUGCAUUGAUAAUUCAAAACCCGUUUUAAUAGAAGCAAUGACAUAUCGAAUAGGACAUCACAGUACUUCGGACGAUAGUACAGCUUAUAGAUCAGCAAAUGAAAUUGCCCAAUGGAAUGCUUAUGCGCCAACAAUGAAAUUUCGUCAUUAUUUGGAAAAUUUGGGAAUUUGGAAUGAAGAAGAAGAGGCGAAUUUAAUAAAAUCAAAACGAAAUGAAACACUUUCAGUUUUUUCUGAAGCUGAAAAAAAGCCAAAACCAUCGUGGAAGGAACUUUUUACCGAUGUUUAUCACGAUAUGCCUUCUCACAUUAGGGAACAAAUGGAGUCACUCGAAAGUCAUCUGAAGGAAUAUGGAGAACAUUAUCCAUUAAAUUCGUUUAAAGAAUUGAAAUAGGAUUUUUUUCACCUUUGUAAUUCAAUAUAAUUUCUAUAUAUAUAUAUAUAUAUAUAUUCAAAUGUUUAUUAUUUCUAAAUUCUCCACUUGUAGAAAUGUCUUGAAAUAAAUUUUAUUUUUUUUCUAA
Leptopilina boulardi is the source of this 1485-nucleotide messenger RNA. RefSeq names its product 2-oxoisovalerate dehydrogenase subunit alpha, mitochondrial (gene BckdhA). The record is from RefSeq and is a predicted model, not a curated record. Gene Ontology annotation, molecular function: oxidoreductase activity, acting on the aldehyde or oxo group of donors, disulfide as acceptor. Gene Ontology annotation, biological process: branched-chain amino acid catabolic process. Bases 93 to 1358 code for a protein of 421 amino acids. NCBI's taxonomy places the organism in Eukaryota, Metazoa, Arthropoda, Insecta, Hymenoptera, Figitidae. The transcript is spliced from 8 exons.